Molecule: messenger RNA, 1413 nt
Organism: Triplophysa rosa
Lineage: Eukaryota; Metazoa; Chordata; Actinopteri; Cypriniformes; Nemacheilidae
Gene: arl4aa
Product: ADP-ribosylation factor-like 4aa
Exons: 2
Coding region: 443-1090 (215 amino acids)
Biological process (GO): vesicle-mediated transport; intracellular protein transport
Cellular component (GO): cytoplasm
Molecular function (GO): GTPase activity; GTP binding
Source: RefSeq, a predicted model, not a curated record
UGUAGCACAACGGCAGAAAUGCAGGGAAAUAUGGAUAUUUAUUUAAAAAAUAUAAAAGAAAGUUUCACAAUCGCGUUAUUAUAUUGGCCCAAGGCGUGGGCUGCGGUUCACGCGCUUACAACAUCUGAAAAUGACCACAAAGGUUGCGGUCGUGUCGUUUGCUUUUUGCUUUUGUGUUCAUAUAUAACGACUAUACUCACUAUUUUGCCCGAUGGAGUGUGUAAUGAACCGUUUGCGUGGCGUCUUUGUCCAAUAAAAAUGUCGAUUCGACAGGUGGACUCGCGUGAGAGAGAAAGAAACUUCCUCGCGGCGUCAGCAGAAAUCGUUUAUCAGUAACGUUUUGCUAUCACUCACUUUUAUUGUUAGACCCUCGUAUCUCUGUUCCUAGGAAAUAGUGCGACGACUAAAAAAAAGGUAUGCACCGGAUGUGACACUGUGAUUCAUGACAUAUGGAAGGUCAGCACGGAUUAUUUUCACACUCGUGAGGGAAAUGGGGAACGGAGUGUCCGAGCAACCCAACUUUCUAUCCAGUCUUCCGUUCUGUAAUUCUCUACACAUCGCUAUUCUGGGCCUGGACUCUGCAGGCAAAACUACCGUGCUGUAUCGUCUGCAGUUCAAUGAGUUUGUCAACACUGUCCCCACCAAAGGUUUCAAUGCAGAGAAGGUCAAAGUGCCUUUCGGAGACUCGCGAUCAGUAACGUUUCACUUCUGGGACGUUGGAGGCCAGGAGAAACUGCGUCCUCUGUGGAAGUCCUACACGCGGUGCACGGAUGGCAUCGUGUUUGUUGUGGACUCUCUGGACGCGGAGAGAAUGGAAGAGGCUAAAACUGAGCUUUACAAAAUCGCACGUUCCUCUGAGAAUCAAGGCGUGCCUGUGUUGAUUAUCGCUAACAAGCAGGACAUGAGACGGGCUCUGUCGCUUUCACAGAUAGAGACCAUGCUGGCGUUAAAAGAACUGGGACCCGCCACUCCGUGGCACCUGCAGCCCACCUGUGCCAUCAUUGGUGAAGGGCUCCGAGAAGGACUAGAAAGACUUCAUGACAUGAUCUUGAAACGAAGGAAGAUGCUUAAACAGCAGAAGAAAAAAUAAGCGUGUUAUAUGGAGGAAAACCAAGCGUCAUUUUGUUAUGUGCCAAAAAAGUUGGUUAGAGCUGACAAGCACUUUAGUUGUUCAGUUUCUUGGUGUUUACUACUAUAGUUGUUUAUUAUCUGUCUUGGACAUUUUUCUUGAAUUAUGUAAACUUAAUAUAAAGCUUAAAUAGUUUGUGUAUUGUCGCACUAAAGGAUGAUUCUUUUUGGAAGUUUUAUUUGAAAUAAAAAGGCCUACUGUGCUUGUCCAAACUUCGACUUGUGAAACUUGCGCCUGCCAUUUUUAUUUAUUUUUCAACAACCAUUGGAAUAUAGUUUGGAUAU